UGGCGAAACAAGAUACAACAAAGACAAGAUACUGCAAGGUCAAGGAGUGGAUGAGCCGCUCUCUGCAACUGGUUUCAGACAAGCAGAUGCUGCUGGUUUAUUUCUUAGUAAUGUGAAGUUUACUCAUGCCUUUUCAAGCGACCUCCUUCGAGCAAAGCAGACUGCUGCCACAAUUCUAGGCAAAAACAAGUUUUGCAAAGAUUUGGAAAUCAAGUAUGAUGCAAGACUUCGAGAGAGAAAAUACGGUGUUGCAGAAGGAAGGCCUUUGACUGACCUCAAGGCUAUGGCAAAGGCCGCUGGAGAGCAGUGUCCUUCAUUCACACCUUCUGGAGGAGAAACACUGGAUGAG
This is a messenger RNA of Eurypyga helias (sunbittern), 349 nucleotides long. RefSeq names its product fructose-2,6-bisphosphatase TIGAR-like. Gene Ontology annotation, molecular function: fructose-2,6-bisphosphate 2-phosphatase activity. Gene Ontology annotation, biological process: fructose 1,6-bisphosphate metabolic process; negative regulation of programmed cell death; positive regulation of DNA repair. NCBI's taxonomy places the organism in Eukaryota, Metazoa, Chordata, Aves, Eurypygiformes, Eurypygidae. The transcript has 4 exons. The annotation marks the transcript as partial. Gene Ontology annotation, cellular component: cytosol. The record is from RefSeq and is a predicted model, not a curated record.